Molecule: messenger RNA, 2027 nt
Organism: Sinocyclocheilus anshuiensis
Lineage: Eukaryota; Metazoa; Chordata; Actinopteri; Cypriniformes; Cyprinidae
Product: putative GTP-binding protein 6
Exons: 10
Coding region: 190-1806 (538 amino acids)
Cellular component (GO): cytoplasm
Molecular function (GO): GTP binding; ribosome binding
Source: RefSeq, a predicted model, not a curated record
ACGCCCGUGUUAAACACAAGAGAGGAAGACGUACCAAAACACGCUGAUAUACAGAGUUAGUUGUACAGUUAAAUAAAUGUUUUCCUUGUUGAUUUCGCUUUAGGUGGGCUUAACGUUUCUACUAACGAAAACGUUGAAUGUUGCAUGAUUUGGACGUUGGUUAUAUUAUUGUAACCUAAACCUGAGCAGAUGAAUAGCAACAAGAUCGGUGUCUUGGCCAAACACGUGUUUCUGUGCAGAUAUGCAUGGAGAGAAUUAUGUACAAAACAUGUCCUUGGUAGGAGGUACAUGACCUUUGCUAAAUGUAAACCAAUCAGAUUUUCUCAAUGUACCUCAAAAUUGAGCACUGCAUUUGCAGUUCUGCCAGCAAGGACCUUGUCUUUGACAGCUUGCAUGUUCAAGCGCAAAAAUCACAACACAGAUAACAGCAGUCUAGAGAAAGAGGAAGUUGAAAAUGAUGAGGCAGAAAUAGAGGAGCUAUUCCAGCAGCAGAUCCCCACAGGUAUUGGUGAAGAAGAACACAGGGUCUUUAUUGUUCAUCCUGAUGUGAAAUGGGGCAGCAGAAAGCAAUAUCUGACCACAGCGGCACUUCAGAUGGAAGAAGCUGUGGGUCUGGUGAACACUUUGUACAACUGGAGUGUUGCUGAUAAGAUUAUCCUCUCCACCAAGACACCAGAGAAGAGAAGAAUUUUCGGCAAAGGAAACUUUCAGACUCUGACAGAAAAGAUCAGAGCUACUCCUGGGGUCACAGCUGUUUUUGUGAACGUUGAACGUUUUUCGCCUUCCUCGGAAAAAGAAUUGCAGGAAGCCUGGGGAGUAAAGGUGCUUGAUAGAUACUCACUUGUUCUGCAUAUUUUCCGCUGCAACGCUAGAACAAAAGAGGCCAAACUGCAGAUCUCUUUGGCAGAGAUUCCCUUGCUCAGAUCACGCCUGAGAAAUGAAGUUGCUAACUUAGACCAGCAAGGUGGUGGCUCAAGGUACAUUAUGGGCUCAGGUGAAACCUUGUAUGAAAUGCAGCAGCGAUUGUUGAAGGAGCGAGAGCUAAAGAUCCGAUCAGCCCUGGAGCGACUUAGGAGGAAGAGGCAUCUGCUGCGCUCCCAGCGCAAACACAGAGACUUUCCCAUCGUCUCUGUCAUGGGCUACACUAACUGUGUCUUUGUUUCUAAAGGUAAAACAACUCUGAUUAAAGCGCUGACUGGAGAUGCUGGUCUCCAGCCUAAAGACCAGCUCUUUGCCACUCUGGAUGUUACAGUACAUGCAGGACAGCUGCCAAGUCACAUGACUGUACUGUAUAUAGACACCAUUGGCUUUUUGUCCCAGCUCCCUCACCAGCUUAUUGACUCUUUCUCUGCCACGCUGGAGGAUGUAACACAUUCUGACCUCCUAAUUCAUGUGAGAGACAUCAGUCAUCCAGAAACUGUGAAUCAAAAGGUCAAUGUACUGAAUGUACUAAAGAAUCUACAGAUUCCAGAAAGACUACUGAAUUCCAUAAUAGAGGUGCACAAUAAGAUUGACCUCAUUGAAGGAUAUGAGGUCAGUGAUCCUGAGGUUAUUCCAAUAUCAGCUCUGAAACAGCAUGGACUGGAGCUAUUAAAAGAAAAGAUUGAAGAAGCUGUUGUUAAGUAUACCGGCAAACAAACAAUGACCCUCAAAGUGCAGCUCAACAGCCCUCAGUUAGCUUGGCUGUAUAAGGAGGCAACGGUUCAGGCGGUAGAUAAUGUGGGAGACGACUGCACCGCCAACGUCAAGGUCAUCAUUAGUCAAGCUGCAUAUGGCCGCUACAGGAAGCUGUUUCAGGUCACGUAGUAACAGACCACACAGUUUCACAGCCAGUGCCACAUCAUCCAAAAUAAUUCACACACUCAGCGCAAUAAUUGAUGUUUAAAUAUUUAUUUGCUUUAUAAACAGUGUAUUUCAAAUAUCUCAAAACCAAUAUUUUAAUACAAUAAAUUCUGACAUUGAGAAACAAAGUGGAUUUGUGUUAAUAUACAGUAUAAACCAGGGAUCCUCAAAUCUGGCCCACGAGA